AUGAAUAGGAUUUUGAGGAGGUUUGCAGCAACAAAGCUGAUGAGACAGUUCCUGUUAUCCGCGAACACAACAAUGUGCGUGACACAAUUAUCCUUUGGAGACUUUCUACAACAAUACAUUCAUGGUGAUAUCGAGGCUAAAGGAUGGGAUAUGGCUCGAUCUGCUCGUCUCGGAGGCGCUGGAUUCGUUAUUGGUCCAAUGAUGACGAUAUGGUAUCGUUUCCUCGAUGGCUUUUAUGUUGGUCGUCGAUGGAGACUCGUUCUGAAGAAAACACUUGUAGACGCUUGUACUAACCCUGUGUAUUCAUCUACUAUCAUAACAGUGUGUGGUCUAUUAGAAGGUAAAACGUUCUUUGACGCCUUUGCGGAGUACACAUCAAAGAUGUUCUAUAUACUGAAGGUUGAUCUUUCAAUAUGGCCUAUUUGUCAGCUUAUAUCAUUUCGAUUUGUUCCCCCACAACUACGCGUCUUUUACAUCAAUGUAGUAUACCUCUUCUAUUGCAUUAUAAUUUCGUUCAUCAAGCAUAACAAGAAGGAAGAGAUUGAAAAACAUUUCCAACUUCUGAUUAACUUGUAUGAGAAACGUCGCGUGAGGAUAGGUGAUUUUAGAUGA
This is a messenger RNA of Necator americanus (New World hookworm), 612 nucleotides long. RefSeq lists its product as uncharacterized. Gene Ontology annotation, cellular component: cytoplasm; mitochondrion; membrane. The record is from RefSeq and is a predicted model, not a curated record. Gene Ontology annotation, biological process: cellular response to reactive oxygen species; mitochondrial ribosome assembly. The coding region runs from base 1 to 612 and encodes 203 amino acids. NCBI's taxonomy places the organism in Eukaryota, Metazoa, Nematoda, Chromadorea, Rhabditida, Ancylostomatidae. The transcript is spliced from 7 exons.